Chara braunii is the source of this 5044-nucleotide messenger RNA. The record is from the annotation of a GenBank genome assembly. Lineage: Eukaryota; Viridiplantae; Streptophyta; Charophyceae; Charales; Characeae.
GCGCUACUCUCUAUUCUCCCUCAUCUGUCUGUGGUUCUCUCUGUGUCGCUCUCCCUCCUUUCCCUUUUCUCCUCCUUUUUGACUCUCUCUUCCUCUCUCUCUUUCUUUCUUUCUUUCUUCCUUUCUUUCUUUCUUUCUUUCUUUCUUUCUUUCUUUCUUUCUUUCUUUCUCUCCCUCGGCGUUUUCGUCGUGAAUGUGGAGGAAGAUGGCGCGGACGCCCAAGGCAUUGAGAAGUGCUGUGCGAGUAUUGGUCCGUACUCGACCAACAGUAAACUUCGCCGAUAGCACGUUCACGUUUCAUCCCGAUAAGCAGGGAGUAACAAUGCAUGUGAGGCGAAGGGAUGACAUCUGUACAGGAAGCCAACAAUUCGACAGCCACAGUUUCAAAUUUGAUGGUAUUUUGCACCAUGCAUCACAAGAGGAAGUCUUCGAGGCAUCCACUGCGGGCAUCCUGGAGAGUGUGCUUGAGGGAUAUAAUGGCACAAUCCUCGCAUAUGGGCAGACGGGGGCCGGGAAGACGUUCACCAUGAUGGGUGGCAGGGAGUCAUAUGCUCAUAGAGGCAUAAUUCCAAGGGUCAUCUCACAAAUAUUCCACGACAUCAAAACCCGUCUAGUGCCCAUGACUGUGACAGUGCGCAUCUCAUACAUUGAGCUUUAUAAUGAGAUCAUUUUGGACCUCUUGGCAUCAGGCGAAAAAAUGGACGAAGGUGGCUUGUCUGUGGCUGAAGACAAAAAAGGAAAUGUCAUCCUGAAAGGUGUCAACACUGUGAUGGUGACCAAUGAGCAAGAAGCACUGAGCUUGCUCUUUGAGGGAGAAACCAAUCGUGCUAUAGCAGAGCAUCAGUUGAAUCGGUCGUCUUCAAGAUCACACGCCAUCUUCACCAUAGCCUUGGAGCUAAGAUCUAACAUUGACCCGGAUGGAACGGUCCUUACAUCCAAGUUUAACCUGGUGGAUCUUGCAGGCUCAGAGAGACUAUCCAAGACAAGGUCAACUGGAGAUGGAGCAAGGGAGGCAACGUACAUCAAUAAAUCGUUGACGUUUUUAGAGCAAGUCAUCAAGGCCGUGUCGGACAAGAACAGGGACCACAUUCCAUACAGGUCUUCCAAAUUGACUCAUGUGCUGAAGGACUCAAUUGGUGGCAACUGCAAGACAGUGAUGAUUGCAAACAUUUGGGUGGAACCUCAGCAUGUAGAUGAGACACUCUCCACCCUCAAAUUUGCCUCAAGAAUGAUGCACAUUGCGAAUGAGGUGGUGUUGAAUAUCCGGCAAGACCCGGAAAUCAUGAUAAAGAAGCUGGAGAAGGAGGUGAAGGAUUUGAAGCGCGAGCUUGAAAUGCGGGAUACCAUCAGCAGUUGCAAUAAGGAAGAGACAAUAAAUGAUCCAUAUGCAGGGGAGCAGCAGCAAGCACUACUGCAGGAGGAGGUUAAGGAGUUUCUAGAGGAUGAAGAUGUCGUCAAUGACGGAGAGAAUGGAAUUCCAUUCGAUUUCAAGAGCCUUCGGCAUGUGAGAGAAGUUCUGCUCGAGUGCAAGGCUCUCUAUCUUCAAGCCCGGAGACAGAAAGAACAGAAGUCAUCUCCAAGCACUGCCUCGUCAUCAUGCACGCACUGUGGGCUCAUCUACUCCAGCAGGGACUCACCUCACCAUCUCAUACGGUCAACUCAAUAUCGAAGGGAAGCAAUGAAUAUGCGAGAAGGCGCUCAGGGUGCGCUCACUGUGGACGUGGGGAAUGAUGAGGAAGAAGUGGGAGACACACCUGAUGAUGGAUUUGCUGCAGGGUUUGCAAUAGGGGAAGCUCCUAUGCAUGCCAGGCCGAUGAGUUCAUCCACUGGCACAGAAGGACAAAGAGCACUGCAGCAGCUGUCAUUGGCACUGAAGGACAAAGCCACAGGGUCUCCGGAAUGGCAUAAACGUCAAGAUCCUAAGUUUGCCUCAGCAUCCUCAAAUUCGUCCUCCCAAUCGACUUCUCGAUCCAAAGCAUUUUGCACUACCCUCGACUCCCGUGGCAAACAGACAUCCGACGCCUUCAGCAUCGACUCAAAAGCAACCAGGAGUGCUGCAUUUGAGGAAUUCAAAAUAGUUCCCACUGUUGCGGUUCCCACCGCCGCCGCUUCCACCGCUGUGGUCUCCACUGCUGCAGUUUCUACUGCUGCUGUUUCAACUCCGGGUUUCACUCCAGCAGUUUCUGCUACGGAAGUUGCCUCCGCUGCUCGUCCUGUCACUGCUUGUUCAUCUGCUGCUAAUGCAGUUCCCACUGUUGCGGUUCCCACCGCCGCCACUUUCCACCGCUGUGGUGAGGCCAACAUCAACAUGCACAACUUCCCCUCGUUUAGCAAGAAGGCCCUAGACUUGAAGUCAAAGAUAGGGCAUGGACAGACACCCACGGCGGAUGGUAGGAAAAAGUCACUGCCUCCCAACUGGAAGGCGAAGGGGCGCAUUAUGUUCAUCGACAACGAUGGUUCUACCAUCGAGUUGGAUGACGACUUCCAGGCGGGAGUGGGUUCAUUGGCAAGUAGCGUAGAGGCUUCAGGGGGUGGAGUAGUCGCUGCCUCAGUUCAAAAAGGCGAGCUUGAUGAGCUCCGCCUGCAACUCAAGGAACUCGUAGAGAAGGGUUGGAUCCGGCCGAGUGUCUCCCCUUACGGAUCUCCAGUCUUAUUUGUGCCGAAGAAGGGGGGAACUUUGAGGAUGUGCAUUGACUAUAGGGGCCUCAAUGUCAUCACUGUCAAGAAUCGAGAGCCCCUACCGCGCAUCGACGACUUGCUAGAUAGAGUGCAAGGGUGUCGGUACUUCAGUAAGAUAGAUCUGAAGUCCGGGUACCAUCAGAUUGCAAUACGGCCCGAGGAUCAACACAAAAUCGCUUUUCAUACCAGUUACGGUUUGUACGAGUUUGUGGUGAUGCCUUUCGGCCUUUGCAAUGCUCUUGGCACUUUUCAGCACGCUAUGAAUCGGAUCUUUCAUGACUACUUGGACAAGUUCGUCAUCGUGUACCUCGAUGACAUACUUAUUUUUAGUAGGACUGUUGAGGAGCAUGUUGCGCACUUGAACAAAGUCCUCAGUCUCCUUCGACAGCACAAAUUCAAGAUCAAUGGGGAGAAAUGCGAGUUUGGUCGCACCCGGAUCUUGUACUUGGGUCAUGAGAUUUCCGCGGAGGGUUUGAAGCCCGAUGACACGAAGGUGGCCAACAUUCGUGACUGGCCGCGUCCUCAGUCUGUGAUUGAGAUGAGAUCCUUCUUAGGGAUGACUGGCUACUACCGCAAUUUUGUCAAGAACUAUAGCAUAGUGGCCGCCCCUUUGACGGAUUUGACACGCCUUGACACCCCAUGGGAGUGGACAGACAGGUGUGAGGCUGCUUUCAGACUUUUGAAACAUGCCCUCACUCACCAUGAGGUCUUGAAACUGCUCGAUCCUGAUAAGAUGUUCAUAGUAACCACGGAUGCCAGCCAGUAUGGCAUUGGUGUCGUACUUGCGCAGCAGGAGGGGCCAAAGUUGAGGCCAAUCGAGUACAUGUCCAAAAACAUGCCGUUUCUGAAGUUGGCUAAGUCCACCUAUGAGAAGGAGCUCUAUGCGGUUUAUAAGGCACUGACCCAUUGGAGACGUUACCUCCUUGGGAGCUGCAGAACAGGGAACACAGCUGCAGAUGACAUCAGGGAACCAUCCAGAGGCGAAUGGGCAAGGAGAGCAGUUGAACCGCGCUAUGCGGGAAAAGCGCUCAACGAGUCCUUGAUCGAAAAUAAGAAAUCCCUGAAGGACAAGAAACAGAGAAUAAAGGAGGUGGCAACAACAAUUAAUGCAAUAAAGCAUGAAAUCGACAGUCUGCGGGCGCGAAUUGAAGGAAAGAAGGCUGAGAAGAUGGCAUUGUAUGAGGAGGACGGACAGCUGCCUGAGGAGGUUGAAGUCAUGGAUGAAGAGGAGUUCGAGUCCGUCGUCAAGCUCAAGGACUUGAAGAAAAAGUAUCGGACAUUUUACGAAGAACUGACUACGCUAAGAUCUGAAGCAGAUUACAUAUCAAAGCUGGUUGACCACUGCACUCAGCAGCUGCUGAUGGACUUCGACUCCUGGUACAAGCAAGUUUUUCUUCCGUCACACUGUCUGCCGAAUGAGAUGCAGGAGAGUGGGUUUUGUGAUGCAAGCGUUCGAGCAGUGACCAAUGCUAGUCGAGAAUUUACGGACGCUAACCUCGCCAUCGCGAUGGAAGACAAAGGCCUCGGCGAUGAUAACCAAGGAAAAACUGCGAAAGAGGAAGGCAGCAGUGACCGAGAGAACGUUGAUCCUGCAAAAGAAGCAUUCUUCAAUGCACAGAAACAGACAAAAGCCAAGCGGCGAGCCAAGGCCCCCCACCGCGUAGGAAAACCGCACUUCCUCUGAAAGAUCCGGGGCCAGGUCCCACUUGCACGAAUUCAGAGAUACUGACCGUCGAUAGCCAAGAUCAACGGUCCAAAUCUCCUAGUUUGCGCAAGUGGGACCUUGCCCCCGGCCUGGAGCUGCAUUGCUAUUGCAACUCUCCUUCAAACUCCUAGGAGAGUACUCACACUAGCCAGGGGGGUGGUAUGGGACGCACCUGGCCACAUUUACGGCCAAACCUGGAUGAAUAUGACCGCAAUUACGUCCGUAAACAAGGUAAAAACGUCCUGGUGCGAGUGUGCCCUCCUCACUCAUAACUAACCUGCUCUCUCUGGGGUAUAGUUGCUCUCUCCUUCCCCUCUUCCUCCUCCUCCUCCUCCUCCUCCUCCUCUCUUCAUGGGCCGCCUUUCGUGCAUUUGAACGCCGGUCUGCAUUUUCCUCUCUUCAUAUGCCCCCUUUCCUUUUUCUCGGUCCUCCUUUUUUUUCCCAGUUCUGUUUUCGAUUCGAGUUUCAAACUCGCGUCUGCGUUUCGACAGUUCAUGGGUGCACCAACUGAGCUAGGCCUGUUGGUGGAUCUGCCCUCUUUUUUCCCUUUUUCUGCCAAAACUUAGGUCGUACACUCGCACUAGGACUUUCCUUGAUGUAUCUGACCGGAAUUACAGGCCAGUGUGCUGUAAUUUCGACCGAUAAAUAAAUCUAUGGCAG